Messenger RNA from Humulus lupulus (European hop), 2584 nucleotides. Its product is annotated as putative disease resistance RPP13-like protein 1. Gene Ontology annotation, molecular function: ADP binding. The coding region runs from base 541 to 2580 and encodes 679 amino acids. Gene Ontology annotation, biological process: defense response to other organism. NCBI's taxonomy places the organism in Eukaryota, Viridiplantae, Streptophyta, Magnoliopsida, Rosales, Cannabaceae. The record is from RefSeq and is a predicted model, not a curated record. The transcript has a single exon.
AAAAAUUUGUAGAAUGUCCUAAAAAAACCUAUAAAUAUAAACGGUCAUAAAAAAAUUUCGAACCGAAAACUGUUUAUAAGGCAGAAACUGAAAUAGCUCCACCAGUGCAGCCCUCUUUUUGUGAGCUGCACCAUAGAACUAACCUGUGUAUUUAUUCGUUUCCCUGUUAUGCUGUUGUUGCACUUAAUGCCAAUUGGGCUAUUUAAAUUAUAUUAUUAAAAAAAACUAGAAAAGGCUUUAUUGUAGUGUCACAAAUUUUUAGAAGAGACCAUGCAUGCAAUACAUAAUGUUAUUUUAUUAGUACUUUCAAACUUGCAGUACAGCUAUUCUACAUAUGCACAGAGAACAAUAUAUACACAUCUAUCUAAGGCACAUGUUGAUGUUAUUUCCUAGGUUACGAGCCACAUGCAUUCUCAGACACACUGUAGUUAAAUAAGACUUAUUUUUCUUACUUCAGUUUGUUCUGAAUCUCAAUAUUGCCGUUGCUGCAUUAGCUUUUUGAAAACCUUUCACCGUGAAACUGAACUGCCGAGGAGCACCAUGGCUGUGGAGUUGGUGGUUGGACCUGUUGUCUCUGCUUCCAUUGAGUUUUUGCUGAAGAAGGUCACUUCUUCUGAUGUGGCCAGCUUCUUAAGAGGAAAGAAAGACUCUGGAUUUGAUAGGCUUCUUGACAAACUGGAGACUACGUUCCUCUCCCUUGCUGAGGUGCUUAGUGAUGCAGAGCAGAAGAAAAUCAGAAACCUGAGAGUAGAGAAGUGGCUGGACAAGCUUCAAGAUGCUGUGGAAGAUGCUGAGGAUCUCUUUGAAGAAAUUGAAUAUGAUGUUCUCAAGCUCAAGGUGGAAUCAGAGUCGGAACCCGACAAAAACAAGGUACGCAAAUUCUUCUCUAGUUUCAACUCAACCGAUCAGGAUAGGAAGAUAGAUAUGGAGAAACUUCUUGAGAGGUUGGAUACUUUUGAAAAACAGAGGUACAUCCUUGAUCUGCAAAAGGGUGUUGAGAAGAUCCAAUCACAAAGACCACCUUCAAUAUCUUCCAUAGAUGAUUCUAAUUUUUUUGGCAGAGAUGAUGAAAAGGAAUUUUUGAAAGGGAUGUUGCUGUCAGAUGAGUUGGGAAGUGAGAACAUUUGUGUGGUUCCAAUAGUGGGCAUGGGUGGGAUUGGCAAAACUACUCUUGCACAGUCUGUUUACAAUGAUGAUGAAGUUAAAAACUAUUUUGAACCCAAGGCUUGGGUUUGCGUCUCAGAUGAUUUUGAUGUAUGUAAGGUAAUGAGAACCAUUCUUGAGGAAGUCACUGGCAAGGGAUGUGCUGUUGAGAGCAGGAAUGGGCUGCUAAUUAAAAUACAUGAAAUUCUGAAUGAAAAGAAGUUCUUGAUUGUUUUGGAUGACGUUUGGAGUGAAGAAUAUGAGAUUUGGGAUAAAGUGAGGAUGUUUUUUAAAGUGGGGGCAUUUGGUAGCAAGAUAAUCGUCACAACAAGAAGUAAAGUAGUUGCUUCAAUCAUGGGAACAACUCGAUCUCAGCAUCUGGAAGUGUUGAAAGAAGAAGCUUGCUUCAAGUUAUUUGUAAAGCUUGUGUCUGGCAAUGAAGAAUCUACUACAGAUGCAGACUUGGGAAGAAUGGGCAAAGAACUUGUUAAGAAAUGCAAAGGCUUGCCAUUGGCUGUGAAAGCACUUGCAAGCCUUUUGCGCUUUACUGAUGUUAAGAAAUGGAAAGGAAUAAUAAACAGUGAUAUUUUGGAUUUGCCAAUUGGAGAGAAAAAUAUACUUCCAGCUUUGAGACUGAGUUAUCAUUAUCUCCCAUCACACUUAAAACGAUGCUUUCUUUAUUGUUCCUUGUUCCCCAAAGAUUAUCAAUUUAGAAAGGAGGAAAUGGUCUUACUAUGGACAGUAGAUAAUCUAUUGGAGCAUUCAAGCAGCAAUAGGACAAUGAAAGAAGUUGGAUGUGAGUAUUUUGAUGAUCUAGUAUCUCGAUCAUUUUUUCAACCUUCAAGUGGUUUUUUAACAAGAGAUUGUUUCGUGAUGCAUGAUCUUAUGGUUGAUUUGGCUAAUUUUGUAUCUAGAAAAAAGUUUGUUUACAUAGAGAAAGACAAGCUAUAUGAUAUUGGAUUGAUAAAGCAAGCACGACACAUUCGAUUUGAUAUAAACAACUACUGUUUUCACGAGAUAUUGAAGUUGGUUUCUGAAACAACUUGUUUGCGCACAUGUUUACCAGCUAUUAAAAAAAAAAUUCCUCCAAACAUAUUCCUGCAAGACAUGUUGAAAGAAUUGAUGAAGUUGAGGCGUUUGAGGUAUUUAUCUUUGAAAGGAUAUCAAGAUGUCAAUGAACUGCCUAAGUCAAUGGGUGAAUUAAGGCAUCUCCGCUACUUGGAUCUCUCUCAAACUUCAAUUAAAGAGUUGCCCAAAUCUGUGUGCAUGUUGUACAAUUUACAGACAUUGAACUUAGUUAGUUGUUAUGAUCUAACUAAGCUCCCCAAAAAUUUACAUCAUCUCAUUAAUUUGAGAUAUCUCAAGAUGAGUUAUUGUAAAUUUUGUACCUUGCCACCACUUGGGCAAUUACCUGCUCCAAAACUCUUUCCAUUGUAAACUG